UUUCCAGUUUGAGCAACGUCUUCCACUCUUGCUUUCGUACCCGCCCCCUCACCCCACCACCAUCACCACCCACUCCUGAUCUUUUCUUUCAUUUCAUUUUUCUUUUUCCGAGAUUUGUGGACUUUUGCCAAGCCCUAUUUCAUGCAUGUCCACUGGGGGCAGGUUCAACUUUGACGAUGGGGGGUCUUACUGUGGCGGGUGGGACGAAGGCAAGGCCCAUGGCCACGGCAUCUGCACAGGGCCCAAAGGCCAGGGCGAGUACGCCGGUGCGUGGAGCCACGGUUUUGAGGUCCUGGGUGUGUACACGUGGCCCAGUGGCAACACCUUCCAGGGUACGUGGGCGCAGGGCAAACGCCAUGGCAUCGGCGUGGAGAACAAGGGCAAGUGGGUGUACAAGGGGGAGUGGACGCAUGGAUUUAAGGGGCGUUACGGAGUACGGGAGAGCACCGGUGCCAGCGGCAAGUACGAGGGUACGUGGAACAACGGACUGCAGGACGGAUAUGGGACCGAGACUUACUCGGAUGGAGGUACAUACCAGGGCCAGUGGGUGGGCGGCAUGCGGCAUGGCUACGGCAUUCGGCAGAGUGUCCCGUACGGCAUGGCGGCCGUGAUCCGCUCUCCACUGCGCACCUCCAUAAACUCUCUACGCUCAGAGCACAGCAACGGCACGGCGGGUACGCCAGGCACGGGGGGCGGCAUCAGCCCGGCAGCUUCACGCGGUGGCUUCGUCCUGACGGCUCACAGCGAGGCGGAGCUUCUGAAGGCGAAAAAGAAAGGCCUCUUCUUCCGGCGCUCUCUGCUCAGCGGCCUGCGUCUGCGCAAGUCCGAGUCGAAGAGCUCGCUGGCCAGCCAGCGUAGCAAGCAGAGCUCGUUCCGGAGCGAGGCGGCCAUGAGUACGGUGAGCUCUGCCGCCUCAGACGUCAACUCCACCAUCAGCCUGGGCGAGGCCGAGGGGGAGCUCCUGCCCACCAGCACCAACGUCAACGACGAUGCCAACGACGAUGACGGCGUGGACGCUACAGCCACCGAGAGCUACGCGGGCGAGUGGAGGAACGAUAAGCGCUCCGGCUGUGGCGUGAGCCGCCGCUCGGACGGUCUCUGUUACCAAGGCGAGUGGUUGAGCAACAAGCGCCACGGCUACGGCUGCACCACCUUUCCCGACGGCACCAAGGAGGAGGGGAAGUACAAGCAGAACUCGCUGGUCAGCGGCAAACGCAAGAACCUAAUCCCGCUACGUGCGAGCAAGAUCCGAGAGAAGGUGGACCGCGCCAUCGAAGGUGCAGAGAAGGCGUCUGAUAUCGCAAAGCAGAAAGCUGAGAUCGCUUUGUCCAGGACGGCCCACGCGAGAGGGAAGGCGGAGGCGGCCGUGACGGCGGCGCAGAAAGCGCAGGAGGAGUGCAGACUGGCCAGAAUCGCAGCUAAAGAGUUCUCGCCUUCGUUUCAGCAUCGAGGAAACGGAGUGGAGUGCGAGAGGCCGAAGCCGCAGCCGUCGAGCGACAACGACGUUGAGAUGAUGUCGAGCGAGACUCCGGACAGCACCGAGCUCUACAUGAAGGGCUCGACUCCUCCAGAGCUGACUCCUGACGCCAGCCCGGGUCCAAGCCCCACCUCUAAAUCUCGGGCCCGCCCGAAAAACGCCCGCUUCCUGCGACAGAGCGCCGUGGACGACGAGAGGGGAGGAGCCUCCGAAAUUCAGGUUCUGGUGGAGGGCCGGAGCCACGGACGGCCGAGCGGAGGCGGUGGAUUAGGCGAGGAAUACGUGAGAACGGCGAACACCAACGGUCACCGGCACUCCUCGUCCAAUCACAAGGCGUCGUCCCGGGAGCACGGCUCGUCCAAUCACAAGCCGUCGUCGCGGGAGAAGUGGGCGGAGUGGACUUCGCACCGGACGCAGACGCGCCUGCUCGAGCAGGACGAGGAGAAGCUGAGCAACUACGAGAUGGAGAUGAAGCCGCUGCAACCCAUGGACUCUAACUCCCAGAAGCCCUAUGGGCAAGGGGAGGAGCGUCACCGGGGCAAGACCCGGGGCAAAAACCGGGACCGAGAAAGAGACAGGGACAGAGAGAAGGAGAGAGAGAGAGAGGACACGGCACAGCCCGGUGUGGACCCGGUGCAAAAGCUGGACAGUCUACGUGCGGGCGAGAAACUGGAGGCUCGGCCUCUGCGCAGGGACCUCAUGCUCUCGCCCCCACAAAAAUCCUCACCCAUUGCACUAGAACACGAUAAAGAGAAUCACACACAGCUCAAAGCCAACUCGGGCUCCAGCUCAAUUCUGGUUGUCAUGGUGAUUUUGCUCAACAUCGGAGUUGCCAUUCUGUUUAUUCACUUUUUUAUUUAAAACUCUUGUCAUUUCCUUUAUUUCCUGUUAAUUUAUCUCCUUCCCG
This is a messenger RNA of Ictalurus furcatus (blue catfish), 2384 nucleotides long. It is a transcript of the gene jph3b, whose product is annotated as junctophilin 3b. The coding region runs from base 146 to 2338 and encodes 730 amino acids. Gene Ontology annotation, biological process: regulation of synaptic plasticity. The transcript has 5 exons. The record is from RefSeq and is a predicted model, not a curated record. NCBI's taxonomy places the organism in Eukaryota, Metazoa, Chordata, Actinopteri, Siluriformes, Ictaluridae. Gene Ontology annotation, cellular component: junctional membrane complex; endoplasmic reticulum membrane; plasma membrane.